AGAUUUGGAGUUGGGGCAAAAGGUCACAUCAUCAUCAAUGGCGCCCGAAUAAAUUUUUUGUUCAUUUUACCAAUCGGCACAGCACGCUCCCACAGCUGCCUCCAUCCGUCCCCUUCUCCUCCAACUCCUCCGCCGCCGCUCCUGCUAGGGUUAAGGUAACGUGCGCGCGAGGCGACCGAUGUCGACGGGAGCGGGAGCGGAACCGGAGAUGGACGACGGUUACGGCUUUGACACGGUCUUCAACGUGGAGGCUUUCUCCGACAGGACGCUGCAGGUAGAGGUCGUCGGCCGCGACGACCACGCGCCUGGGUCCGGCCGCAAGCGCCGCCGCGAGGAGGACAAAGAAUAUGAUGGAGAACAUAUUGACUCGUUUUGUACUGUGAUGAGUACACCAGUUUUACGAGUGGAGACCAUAUAUGUGAGCUCGGCGAUUCUUGCUGCAAAAAGUAGUUUCUUUCGCAAGCUUUUCUCAAAUGGCAUGAAAGAAUCUGGUCAGAGAGAGGCAACAGUUAGACUUGCUGAUUCAGAGGAAAAGGCCUUCAUGGAGCUUUUACGCUUCAUGUACAUGGGAAAGUUGACACCAACAACUGAGCCCACUCAUCUGGUUGACAUCUUGAUGGCUGCUGACAAAUUUGAGGCCAUUUCUUGCAUGAAGCUUUGUGGUGAGCGGCUUAUCGACCUGCCUAUGACCCCAGAGUCUGCAGUGAUGUGCCUAAAUCUCCCGUGUUCUAUUUCAGUGCCAGCUGUCCUAACAGAGGCAGUCAUGAAAUUCCUUGCUGAACGGUACAAGGAAUUCCUGUCAACAGAGUCCCAAGAUGAACUGAUGAGGAUCCCUGGUGCUGGGAUUGAAGCCAUCCUAAGAAGGAAUAGCUUUGGGUUUGCAUCUGAAGUAGCUGUCUAUGACUUCGUGCUUAGGUGGACCUGUUAUCAGUGCCCAAAUUCAGAAGAAAUACGGAAGUUCUCGAGUAAUAUUUUACUUCCGGUUGUGCAACAAAUGCACAUGUUGACCAAUGCCUUUGCAAUGUUCACCAACGCCAUUGCAGUUGAUCAUCCGUCUGGUAUAAUUAACUUCACUAUAAAUCGUGAGAAGUGCUUCAGUCUCUUCCCAUCAGGAUCAAUGAAUUCGCUGCCGUUCCACUGCGGGGACCAUGUCUUCUAUCUCUCGGCAUGCUGUGCUAUGAAGGAGCAGCUCCAAUAUUUUUACCUUGGAAUACAAGUGCUAACAUAUACCAAGGGGGCAGCAAGGGGGGCAAUAGAUUAUAAGUUUGAGGCAAAGAGAACACCGUCGCUGGAGUUUGUCACCAUGUUUAGUCGCACCAUCAACUCCGAUAGCAGGGUAGCUGUUCGAUGCAAGUUUCUUUGGUCGCAGUUCAUUGCUGACAACAACCCGUUCUUCGUUGAGGACAAACUCCAUUUGCGAGUCCAUGUGACCACAAAACCGCUGCAGCCAUAGUGUGAUGUGUGCAUUAGCUGCUAGCUUGACGAGCCCAAGAGUUUCAUUUGUGCGGGCGAGGAAAAGCCCCUAUUAUUCUGAAACAUGAAGAAACCUGAACCGGGGUGCUCUGGCUAUUUGCUAGCAUUUUGCUCACUCUCUUUUGGUGACUGGAAUUAAUGUCGCGUGUAAGUAUCUAGAAUCUGAUGCUGGGGGUUUCACCUUCUUGAAUACUGUUACUAGACGCAAAA
Messenger RNA from Triticum aestivum (bread wheat), 1683 nucleotides. Its product is annotated as BTB/POZ domain-containing protein POB1. NCBI's taxonomy places the organism in Eukaryota, Viridiplantae, Streptophyta, Magnoliopsida, Poales, Poaceae. Gene Ontology annotation, molecular function: protein binding. The coding region runs from base 179 to 1453 and encodes 424 amino acids. The record is from RefSeq and is a predicted model, not a curated record. Gene Ontology annotation, cellular component: nucleus. Gene Ontology annotation, biological process: response to red light. The transcript has 5 exons.